UCGGACGUUCGAAAUACAAAAAUUCGGAUUUCGAACCGCGCAGUGGCCAGUGUUAGUGUGUUAUAGCUAGUGAUGGAAUCGGAGAUUAACAAAAUGCAGACGAAAUUACCAUCGAAGAACUUUUCGAUUGAAUCGAUUGUCGGUAUCAACGAUCGACGAUCGCCCGAAAUCGAUAUUGAGAAUAGCAUAUCUCAAGAUUACUCAGGAACCAAUGAUCAUUCUGAAGACGAGGAGCUUAAAGUGAGAGACGGCAAAAUGAAUUACUAUUUUCAACAAAAUCGAGUACCGAAUUUUCCCUUUUUUAUGAGCUACGAUAAGAGGAUGGGAGGGUUCCAGAGUGAACAGGGAGGGCAGCAGGAGGAACUGAAGAGGGCGAGUCCUGGUAGCGUGAGGAGUGAGGUCGAUAGUGAUGGAGUGGAUGAUAGACAACACGAAUCCUUAAGUCCACAAUCGGAGCAGAUGACAAAUCCCAACCAGGCUGCACCCGAUCCAAACAUCAGGAGAUACCGCACGGCAUUCACAAGAGAGCAACUCGCGAGAUUGGAAAAAGAAUUUAUGAAAGAGAAUUACGUGUCAAGACCGCGGCGAUGUGAGCUGGCCGCCCAAUUGCAGCUUCCUGAAUCGACUAUCAAGGUAUGGUUCCAAAACCGGCGGAUGAAGGAUAAAAGACAGCGCAUAGCCGUCGCAUGGCCGUACGCAGCCGUCUACAGCGACCCAGCCUUCGCAGCCUCCAUCCUGCAGGCCGCGGCCUCAUCUGUAGGCCUACCCUACGGCUACCCCUCCCCCGCCCUAAUCCCACCCUUCCACAACCCACAACUCUUACCCGCAGGCUACCCAUACCCCUACCCCACUUACCCCCGCUACCCCUACAUCCCCCCAACACCCCCCUCCCCAGUCAACGCCGAAGCAACGUCGCUAAGGCCCGCGUAUUCAAAUUUCAACUUAAAUGUUGAUAAAUAAUUUUCUAUGUAAUUCUCUUGACGGGAUUUUGGUUUAAAAAGUUUCCCAAAUGGGCUUGGUUGGUAGCCUCGACAAUGAUUACGAUAGGAAUCGGUUGUAAUAGAUUUUCAACUUUCCGUUACAAGGAUAAGGUUGAAAAUAUAUAAAUGGGAUGCACGACUUAGCGAUUGGAUUUUGUCGGUAUUAGUGUCGAGACUGCCGGCCAUAUUGUAAUUACGCGAUUAUCAGAAAUAGAUAUUGUGAUUGUAUUUUUGGGCAUAAAAUCAUAAAAUAAUAAAUCUUUACGCAAGAAUUACAUUUUGUAACGUAAAGACUUAUUAUAAAAAUCAUAACCCAUUUGGAGAAAACAAUUGUAAAUAGUUUUUUUUUUAAUUAAUUUAUUGAAUGCUGGUCAUAGCGGUGAACGAGAGUGAACGAAAUGAAUGAUUUUGUAAUUUUACUUUUUUAAAAAGACGUUUUUAUCUGUGUUGUACAGGUUGUUUGUAAAAUUAAGAUAAUUUUUUUGGUGAUUUAAAUUAUUCAUUCCAAGUUGAUUUGCUACAAUUUAUUAUAAGGAUAAAGAUUUUUUGGCUAAAGUAAUAUUCUUUUUAAGAACUUCGAGAUUUAAAUUCACAAAUUUUUAGGUUAUGUUUUUAAACCUAUGCUAAUUCUUAAGGUAAGCGUCCACAGGCCCGUAUCGUACGCAACGGAUUUUAGUUUGUCUUGUAUAGAAACUCAUACAACUGCGUCCACUGAUCCGCAUCGUACGGACCGCAUCAUCGGCAAUGCCUACAUGCGAUACGUGCUGAUGACGUCAUACGGAAUGCGUGCGAUGCGUUGUGUGACACUUACCUUUAAAUUCCAUUUUCGUAUAAAUAAUUUUUGUACAAUUACUGUAUUUCUUUCACUUUUUUUGUAGAAAAUGUAUAAAGCCAAAGUAUAUUAUAAAUAAAUAAAUAAUUAAUUAAAAAAACGAAUAGUAGUUUAAAAUUAGUGCAAUACCGAAAUUAUGUAUAAAAAUAAUUGUUUUGUAUAAUGACGUCAUCGGAGAAAAUGGCGACCGCUAGUAAGAUUUUGUGCAGACUUGCGAUUAAUCGCGUGCGUUUAUUUUGUAUACUUAAGAACAAAUUGUUAUUGAACCAUUUACAUUCAUAUACUAUAACAUUUCUCGAACUAUUGUCAUGUAUUAAGCAUAAAGCAUUUCUUAUACGUUUGGUCUAAAAUUACACCGCUGGUACUGUUGAAAUCAAAAUGAUUGUAUUUAAAGUGAUUGUAAUAUUAUUUUAGAAAUGGACAACCCUUGAAAUGCGUUCUAUUACGUUUUGUAAGAUUUAGUUGCAUGAUCCCAUAAAAUGUAUGAACGCAUAUGACUCGAAAACUAAUAUAACUACCAAGUAGUGUCAUAAUUUUUUUUUAUGUAAAUGAUGUGAAAUAAUAACAUUCCACGACUUUUAGUCGCAAGUCUGAGCAAACCAUUUCUUGUAAAUGUUGUGUAUAUUUUAAACGUAAAAAUAAAUGUUUAGUGUUCAUAGGAGUUAGAUUAUUUGGUAUAAAAUAAUUCAUUUAAUUAAUAUAAGAUCCCUUAGUGUAUAAGGAGAACAUUGUAAAUUACAUUUUAAUUAUAAAAGAACAAAAUAAAAGAAAGUUAUUACUUAUAUACAUUUA
Messenger RNA from Spodoptera frugiperda (fall armyworm), 2604 nucleotides. RefSeq names its product segmentation protein even-skipped-like. The transcript is spliced from 4 exons. Gene Ontology annotation, cellular component: nucleus. The record is from RefSeq and is a predicted model, not a curated record. Lineage: Eukaryota; Metazoa; Arthropoda; Insecta; Lepidoptera; Noctuidae. Bases 73 to 960 code for a protein of 295 amino acids. Gene Ontology annotation, biological process: regulation of transcription by RNA polymerase II. Gene Ontology annotation, molecular function: DNA-binding transcription factor activity, RNA polymerase II-specific; RNA polymerase II cis-regulatory region sequence-specific DNA binding.